Drosophila innubila is the source of this 1113-nucleotide messenger RNA. It is a transcript of the gene Jhbp2, whose product is annotated as protein takeout. The coding region runs from base 286 to 1035 and encodes 249 amino acids. Lineage: Eukaryota; Metazoa; Arthropoda; Insecta; Diptera; Drosophilidae. The record is from RefSeq and is a predicted model, not a curated record. The transcript is spliced from 7 exons.
AGUCAGAGCACAGAGGCAAAGAAAGCUAAAGAAGACGCUAAAAAGCCAAGCAACAAAGUUAACAGCAAAACCUUAUUAAGUCAGUUUUAUUCUUCUUUGCGGCCAAAGAGAGAGAAUAAUAAACAAACAGAACUGGUCCGUUUUGACCCAGUUUGGAGUACAAUUCAAAAGAAUUUCGGUGGCCCUGGAGUGAAAUUUAUACACAAACUCGCAGUAUUUAUCGUAUACACUACGAACCGCAAGUUAGCCACAACAACAAAAGCAACAACACCCGAUACUAUAAUUAUGUGCCACAAAUUUGGAAUAAUAUUGCUGCUGUCCACAGUAGGCGUUAUUUUGGCCCAGCAACAGCCUUACUAUUUGCAGCAAUGCCCCCGAGAUGAGGCAGCUAUUAACGAGUGUCUACGUGAUAGCGGCAACAAGUUGGUGCAUUAUCUACAAAAGGGCAUACCCGAAUUGGAUAUUUACGAGAUCGAACCUGUUGUAAUCGAUGAAAUUGGCAUUGUUUUGGGCAGCGGACCAGACGGUUAUCGUGCUCUCUUCCGUAAUAUUCAAGCAUUUGGCGUUAGUAAUAUUACGGUCACUAAUGUUCGCUCCGACUUGGACUCACUACAGUUCCAGCUGACGUGCGAGAUACCUCGGAUACGCGUCAAGGCUCAAUAUCGAUCCACAGGUGUUCUGAUCUUGGUAAAGGCCUCCGGUGCCGGUGACUAUUGGGGCGAAUACGAGGGCGUCAAAGCCAAAAUCUAUUUCAAGGCGUUGGCCAAUGAAGGCGCCGAUGGACGCACAUAUCUCAGCACCGAUUCGGUUAAAAUGGACUUCAAUGUCAAAGAUAUUCAGAUGGGCGUCGAUAACAUUGCCAAUGGAAACACAGUUAUACAGGCUGCUCUCAAUCUGUUCAUCAACUCGAACUCUCAGGAGCUGCUGAAGGAGAUGAAACCCGCGCUACGCACCAAAUUGACUCUGGUCAUUCGCAACUUCAUGGAUCGUUUGUUUGCCAAGAUUCCCCUGGAUGAAUGGAUCAACUUGAACUAGAUAGUUGCAUUAUAUAAUACUUACAAUAAGAUCUAAUUUAUUGCACACAACGAACAAAUAAAAUAAUAAAAAACGAAA